Cryptosporidium ubiquitum is the source of this 1473-nucleotide messenger RNA. RefSeq names its product WD40 repeat-containing protein. The record is from RefSeq and is a predicted model, not a curated record. Gene Ontology annotation, cellular component: Pwp2p-containing subcomplex of 90S preribosome; small-subunit processome. The transcript has a single exon. The coding region runs from base 1 to 1473 and encodes 490 amino acids. Gene Ontology annotation, biological process: rRNA processing. Lineage: Eukaryota; Apicomplexa; Conoidasida; Eucoccidiorida; Cryptosporidiidae. Gene Ontology annotation, molecular function: protein binding.
AUGGAUGUUCAUAAGAUUCAGAAAAAAUCAAAAGUUUGGUGUGAUUCUGAUGACGAAAAUGUCGAAAUUGACAUUUCCGAAAAUUUAAAGUUAAGGAAAUUAAGAAAAGUUGAUGGAGAAAAGUCAAUAGAUGGAAAAGAGUACUCAGAAAGACUGAGAGAAUUCCACAAUAAUAAAGUUUUUAAGACAAAAAGCAAUGAAUGGAUUUACAAAGCAAGAAAAGAAAUGUUUGAACCUGCUAAUCAAGACAAUUUAAGUCAAGAAAUAGUAGAUGAGGUAAAAUCCGAUACAAAAGCAGAUUUUGAAGCUUCUCGUGAAAUAAAAACGGGUAAAAUUUAUAGAUAUAUCCAAGAUUACAAAAUUACAAGAAAUAAUAGAUUAAUUAAAAACGGACAACGUCUCAUAAACCGAUCAAAGAUUGAUAUUAAAAGACUAACUAAUGCUAAUGUACAAUCUCCGAGUGGAUGUGUUGUUAAGUCAUUAGAGUUUCAUAAAGGACAACAUAUUGAAAAUGGAAACAAUACAUCGUUGUUAUCAGUUAGUGGCUGGGAUAAGAAAAUAAAGUUAUUUAGUGUAGAUGGUGUUGAGAAUAAGUUAAUAUCAUCUUUAUUUUUUGAUAACUUUCCAAUAUAUGAGUCAAAAUUCACAAAUUCGACUGAAGAAAUAAUGUUUUUAGGUCCACGUUCAAGAAUUGGAGUGUUUGAUUUAUUAGAAGGAAAGAUCAACUUUUUACCUGGAAUAGCAGGAAGAAAAGACAAAAGGUAUUGGAAUUUGACUAUUCAAAAAAGUGAAGGACUUGAUAGAUCUUAUAUAGGUUUAUCUACAUCUAAUGGUACUAUUUUAGUUCUGGAUGAACAAACCAAACAACUUGUUCGUUCUUUUAAGAUGAAUGAAAGUGUUACAGGCUUAGCUUUUCACCCAAUUGAAAAUGAUCAAAUUAUUUCAACCAGUAAUACUGGUGAAAUAUACAUUUGGGACAUUAAUACUGGAAGAUGCAGAGAAAGAAUCGUAGAUUAUGGAUCUCUCUGUAUAACCAGUAUUGUCUCAUCUUAUAGAAGUAAAGUUCAAAGAAAAAGCGUCUCUUCUUCCUAUGUUAUGACUGGUUCUACUACAGGAUAUGUUAACAUUUAUUCAUUAGGAGAUGAUAUUCAAAGAAUUGGAGAAAAAUCUGAAAAUCAAAGUAAAAAUUCUGAAUUUAAGAUUCCAAAGUAUAUUAUUAAUAACAUAUGUACUAGUAUUACUAGCAUGGCUAUACAUCCCAGAAAUGAAAUUGCUGCAAUUUCCACAAAAUGGACUAAAGAUUCUUUAAAGUUAAUUAACUUAUAUACUGGUCAUGUAUAUAGUAACUGGCCCACAGCAAGAACCCCCUUAAAAUACGUAACUUCAAUGGAUUUUUCAGAGUACGGAGGUUAUCUUGCAGCAGGUAACGACAAAGGUGAUGUAUUAUUAUACAGAAUCAAUGAAUAUAUAUGA